AUGGCGGUGCUACUAUCUUGUGCCGCUGGCACCCCACGGCGUUGCCGCAACUGCGGGUCAAAUCCGGUUCCAUACCCAUUAAGCACGGGACCCGACUGUGGCCAUCCGAUGUACAGUAUGAAGUGCACAAAAGGCAAGUUGUGGUUUGACGAUCUCAGUGGAUCAUCUUACAUGAUAAAGUCCAUCAAUCCGGUGACUCGCCGGAUCAUUAUACGACCCGCAAGCAUCUCCCCGUGGACGUGUGUGUCCGGCGACUUCCGCAACGAAGGCAUACAACUGAACAAAGCCCUUCCUUUUAAAAUGACCGGCGAUAAUACCGUCUUUCUGUACAACUGUACGAACGCGAUGCCGAGAUCAAAACCACCGUUGGACUGUUCACCGAAUGAUCUGUGUCAUAGCUACAUUAAGGAUCAUGCAGACGGCGGCGGCGCGUGCAAAAACGCAGGGUUAUGUUGCAGCUUCAGGACCGUUAAGCCCUUCUCGGAGUACAUGAUAAGGGUGCAUGAAGGAGACUGUGCUGCAUAUCAGAGUUUUGUAAAUCUCAAUGUGGCGGUGGCUCCGCCGCCGAAUAGGUGGCCGGAGCUGGGAAUAGAGUUGGAGUGGGAAAUACCGGUGGAGCCCGUUUGCAAGGGCCCGAAGGAUUGCAAGGAGCUGUUGAACUCCAAAUGCUUGAAGGAUCCGACCAAUGCUCGGCGAAUGAAGUGCCUUUGCAAUGCUGGCUUCAAGUGGGACCCUAGCAAUGGACUGUGCAAACCAUGCAAGCCUGGUCAUGGUGAGAAGAAGAAGGCCACGCCCCUCGCUGGUUCUUUGGGGGCAAUAGUAUUCAUUGCACUGGUAGUGAGCAUUUUUCUAUACAAGAAGUAUGACAAGUCAAAGAAACAAGCCGAAAGGAAGUUAACGAAGCAAAAAGAACGAAUCUUAAACGCAAAAGCCAACUGUGGAUUAUCGGCCAGGAUCUUCACAAUGAGAGAGAUCAAGAAGGCAACCAACAAUUUCUCCAAAGACAACCUCAUCAGCACCGGCGGCUUCGGCGAGGUCUUCAAAGGGACCUUCGAUGACGGAACCGUCGUAGCCAUUAAACGAGCCAAGCUCGGCAACACCAAAGCCCUCGACCAAAUCCUCAACGAGGUUCGAAUCCUCUGCCAAGUCAACCACCGUAACCUCGUCCGCCUCCUCGGUUGUUGUGUCGAACUAGACUACCAACCCCUCCAGGGACGCUUCGACCACCUCCACACGCACCGUUUUGAUCCCCCUCUCCAGUGGCUUCACAGGCUCAAAGUCGCUCACCAAACAGCUCAGGCUCUUUACUAUCUUCACUCCUCUGCAUUGCCUCCCAUAUACCAUAGGGACGUAAAAUCAAGCAAUAUACUGUUAGAUGAUAAGCUUGAUGCCAAAGUUUCAGACUUUGGGCUGUCUAGGCUUGUUGAGAUAGCUGAGGCAAAUAAGAGCCACAUCUUCACCAGUGCACAGGGGACCUUAGGGUACCUUGACCCUGAGUAUUAUCGGAAUUUUCAGCUUACUGAUAAGAGUGAUGUGUAUAGCUUUGGGGUGGUUUUGUUGGAGAUUCUGACGCGUGAGAAGGCGAUUGAUUUUAACAGGGAAGAGGAGAAUGUGAACUUGGUGGUUUAUGGGAAGAAGAUGAUAAAGGAAGAGAGGUUUCUGGACAUGGUGGAUCCGGUGUUGACGGACGGAGCGACCAACUUGGAGUUGGAGACGAUGAAGUCUCUGGGGUUUCUUGCAGUGGCUUGCUUGGAUGAGCAGAGGCAUAAUCGGCCUCCCAUGAAGGAAGUUUCCGACGAGAUUGAGUACCUUAUUAGUAUUCUUACCAGUGAUGUCCCCAAAACGUAG
Neltuma alba is the source of this 1848-nucleotide messenger RNA. RefSeq names its product wall-associated receptor kinase-like 20. Gene Ontology annotation, biological process: protein phosphorylation. Bases 1 to 1848 code for a protein of 615 amino acids. The record is from RefSeq and is a predicted model, not a curated record. NCBI's taxonomy places the organism in Eukaryota, Viridiplantae, Streptophyta, Magnoliopsida, Fabales, Fabaceae. The transcript has 3 exons. Gene Ontology annotation, molecular function: polysaccharide binding; ATP binding; protein kinase activity.